Molecule: messenger RNA, 801 nt
Organism: Mesorhabditis belari
Lineage: Eukaryota; Metazoa; Nematoda; Chromadorea; Rhabditida; Rhabditidae
Source: the annotation of a GenBank genome assembly
AUGGCUGACAACAAGGACUCGAAACCACCACCAUCACCGCCGAGCAAAGAUCUGCCUUCUGACAACGAUGCCAAAGCGAAAGUGGAUAUCGUGUUCGAGAAAGUGACCUCCUCGGAAAAGCAAAGCAAAGACGUGAAUGUUGGUGACUCGGAAAAAGCGAACAAAGAGAAGCCUGAUCAAUUGGAGAAGUCGACCAAGGAGGCCGACUCGGAGAAAGCUGACGAAAAGAAGCCUGAUCAAUUCGUCGAAAAGUCGACCAAGGAAAGUAGUUCGACCGACUCGGAAAACCCUAACAAAAAAUCAUCAAAAUCACGUGGUGAUUCGAAACUAGCAUAUCAAGAUCGUGUGUUGAAGGUUUCACCCGAAAGUGAUCGAAUGACAAAAGAUGAUGACUAUGAGAUGGGCCCACCAACUGGUGCAGAGAAAAAGGGAAUUAUGGGCAGGAGCAAGAAAAUUGGUGCAAAGAAGCUUCUCUGUUACUUGGCCGUGUGUGUUAUCCUUUUCCUCCUGAUUGUUGGCUUCAUCACGGGGAUCAUGCUUUUGAUGAGGAAAACGGAUAGUGGAACGGUCACAACGGAAGCUUUCAUUGGAACUGACGGCAUUGAAUCGACGGCUACCACGUUGCCGAUACGACUACCCCACGACGCGACAACGAGCACUGGUGUAAUGCCAACGACGCAAACGCUGCCUAACUCGACUGCAACUACUCAUUCUCCUCCAACUUCAGCUCCACCUGACAUUCUGUCAAUUAGGCACAUGAGAUACCGCUUACCGAAAAGCGUUGUGCCGGAACUUUGGAGA